GUCUGGUCUGGCUCGCUCGCAGCACUAUCGUGCCGUCAGCCCUCUCUCACACGACACCUCUUCUUAGCUCCCUGCCUCACCAUACCAACCAUCGACUUAGGCCUGCCGCCGUACUGGUACUCGACGGACAGCAGGACACUGUCGAGUGUCGGGAAGGCUGAAAACGCCUCAACCACACACUCAGCGAACGAGCCGCAACACGUGCGCAGCUCGCGGGCGCUGGCAUAUGUAAUCUUGAUGCACACCUCGAGUGAUGAAACACGGCCAUUCUCCAUGACCUCCCUGACUGCCUCGCUCUCCCCGUUCCCGUACAUUUCCCAACCGAUAGAAAUGUCAGCACGUUCCUCUCUGUCUAAGUCAUAGUUGUAGCGCCAGCCGUCACAUGUGAUAUCAUACUUCAGCUGGACUGCUAACUCCUUGCCUUCGCUUGACACGGACUCGAGGCCAUCAGGCACGAGAGUGCAUGUGGCCUCAGGGUCCGCGCAGACAGACAACUCAAAACACACCUUCUCUAGGUAGGGGGAGAGGGCAUGCAGCACAUAGCCCGCCCCACGCCCAGACGCACCCACGCCCACUGGCAGCGCCCCCUCCCUCACCACAAUAGACGAGACGCUCGGGAAGAGCGAUGUGGGGUCGUCCGUGAUGUAUGAGGGCAGCAGGCCGGUGCCGGGGUAACGCACGAUGGUGAGCUCGUGGGCAUGCUCAAACACCAUCGAAUCCAGCCCGGGGGCCUCUUUGAUGGUGUCGGCGGACGCAUGGCUGUCGAGGGUCACCUUCUCGGCCUGCUUGCAGCACAU
Messenger RNA from Vitrella brassicaformis, 797 nucleotides. The record is from the annotation of a GenBank genome assembly. NCBI's taxonomy places the organism in Eukaryota, Vitrellaceae.